Drosophila virilis is the source of this 1857-nucleotide messenger RNA. RefSeq names its product Crystallin (gene Crys). Gene Ontology annotation, cellular component: extracellular matrix. NCBI's taxonomy places the organism in Eukaryota, Metazoa, Arthropoda, Insecta, Diptera, Drosophilidae. The record is from RefSeq and is a predicted model, not a curated record.
AGUAGCACAACGUGCCACAACAAGGAACGUGGUAGCAGCUUUACAAAUUACAAGCAAGCAGAUAACUAGUCGAAUACUUCACGUCACCAAUCAUGAAACGGACCUGCCUGUUGAUCUGCGUGUGCCUUCUGACCUGGAAUGUGGCCAGUGCGUCCUAUCUGCGACCCAUCGAACUCAACCAAUUGAGCAAGUCAAGCAGUCUCCAACAACAACAACUACAACAGCAGCAGCAGCUGCGUGACUUGAACAAUGAUGACUCCAAUUUGGAUGAAGCCACGACCAUUUUGCCUAGCUCCAGCGAGGAUUACGACAGCCGACCACAGUACACAUUUGCAUACGAUGUGCGCGAUACGCUGACCGGGGACGAGAAACGACAGGAGGAGAAGCGCGAUGGCGAUUUAGUUAAGGGACAAUAUUCGCUCGUCGAGCCGGACGGCACGCGACGCAUUGUGGACUACACGGCGGAUGAUGCAAGCGGCUUCAAUGCAAUCGUAUCAAAGCAGCGUCUGGAUGAACGUCUCAGCACAUCAGGGGCAUCCUCCUCCUCAACAUCCUCUCGUUACAAUAGCAUUGAGGAGCUGCAGUCUCGCCUCACAGCCCACGCCAUUGCCGAGGCCCAGGCCAUAGCCGAUGCCCAACACCAGUCGCAAUUGCAGCUGGAAGCACAGGCGCGCCGUGAAUCCGAAAACCAAGCGCGCCUGCAAUCUCAACAGCUGAUGGAACAGUUCCAGCAGCAAGUGCAGCAAACGGCCCAGCUGCGCCAGCAGCAGGAGCAACAGCGUCAGCAACAAGAGCAACAGCUACGCGAAUUGCAGCGCCAGCAAGAGCAGCGCGAUCGUGAACAACGCGAACGUGACCAGGAGCGUCGUCAGCUGCGCGAGCGGGAACAAGAACGGCGUCUUAGCCAGAGCCAAAACCAAAAUCAGCGUCUUCUCGAGCGUCUCAGCAAUCAGCAGCAAUCGUUGCUGUUGCCCAGCUCCAAUCAGCUGCUUGGACAAAGUGUUCAGGCCAACGUUGUUUCCCAUCCGCCCACUCUGAUAUCUCGCCUGCCUUCGGUAUCAACAAGUAACCUUCUGCUGUCUGGGGAACGUGAUCUGGAUGGCUGGCGCCAAUUGCCCACCGCCCGUCUUAACAUCGAGCGCACCGGCCAGUCCGUCAUCUUGGCACAUCCGUCCAGUGCUUCGGUGCAGGCACAGCUCAUCGGCUCGCCGCUGUUAUUGAAUUCAGCCAACCUGAAUGGAUUGAUCACGACGCGCCUCAAUGGCAACGCAGCACGCGCCGGCGCCUCCAUCAGCUGGACCCAGGGAGGUCGUUUGCUGGACAACGAGCUGUGGCAACUCGACCGUCUCGAGGAACAUGACAGCCGUCGCGAAGACAAUCGUCGGGCAGAGGAGCAGCGUCUUGAGAGCGAGGAGCUACGCUCAAUCAGCUCUAGCUCGGAGCGUAGCGGCAACCGACGAGCUCAAUGGUAAACGUAUGACCAACACAGUCCAAAGUCCAAGCUUCAACUGAACUCAAUUCUUGACCGACCUCAAUCAUUUGCAAUGGAACACUGAUUAUGUCUAGAACUUAAGCACACAAUUUCUACUCUAAGCGAACUUUUGUGUUAUGUUAGUCUUAUGUGGGAUACGGGUACUUUUUCUAUUUGCUUGCUUUCCUAAAAACAAAACUUCGCCAGAAACUAACCCAAUCAAGCUCAAGCUGCAACCUGUCUCUGCCUAACUCUAGCCCUAAGCUUAAAUGUUUUUGUGUAACUUUUGUAGUUAGACCAACUGCGUUAUUAAACUUACAACAAAAAAAAAAGUGUAAAGCUAAUAAAGAAAACCAACGCAACGCGUAUGGAUUGUGAAAAACGAA